This is a messenger RNA of Plasmodium vinckei vinckei, 1524 nucleotides long. RefSeq names its product inosine-5'-monophosphate dehydrogenase, putative. Gene Ontology annotation, biological process: GTP biosynthetic process. Gene Ontology annotation, molecular function: IMP dehydrogenase activity. The coding region runs from base 1 to 1524 and encodes 507 amino acids. Gene Ontology annotation, cellular component: cytoplasm. NCBI's taxonomy places the organism in Eukaryota, Apicomplexa, Aconoidasida, Haemosporida, Plasmodiidae. The record is from RefSeq and is a predicted model, not a curated record. The transcript has a single exon.
AUGGCAGAUGGAUGGGAUGCUGAGAAAAUAUUUGGAAGUACAAUUUCGUACACGUAUGAUGACUUAAUUUGUAUGCCAGGAUAUAUAGAUUUUCCGUUGAGUGAAAUAGAUUUAUCAAACAAUAUGACAAAGGAUAUAUGUUUAAAAACCCCUAUAAUAUCAUCUCCUAUGGAUACAGUAACGGAACAUAAAAUGGCAAUUUCGAUGGCUUUAUGUGGUGGGUUAGGUAUUAUACAUAAUAAUUUGAGUAUAGAAAAUCAGAUUGAAGAAGUAAAAAAAGUAAAAAGAUUUGAAAACGGAUUCAUAUUUGAUCCUUAUACUUUUUCUCCUGAACAUACUGUUGCAGAUGUAUUAACUGUCAAAAAUAAAGUUGGAUAUAAAUCAUAUCCUAUAACAUCUGAUGGGAAGAUAGGUUCUAAAUUAGUGGGUAUAAUUACUGGUGUUGAUUAUUUAUAUUUAGCUAACCAAGAUGCAAAAAUAAAAGAAAUUAUGACAACAGAAAUUGUAACAGGAAAAUAUCCAAUAUCUUUAUCUGAUGCAAAUAAAGUAUUAUGUGAUGAAAAAAAAAGUGUUUUGCCAAUUGUUAAUGAUAAUUAUGAACUUAUAGCAUUAGUAUGUCGUAAUGAUAUGCAUAAAAAUAGAAUCUUUCCUUCUGCAUCUAAAAGAGAAAAUAAACAAUUAAUUGUUGGUGCAUCUAUAUCAACUAAAGAAUCUGAUUUAGAAAAAGUUAAAAAGUUAGCAGAAAAUAUGAUAGAUAUUAUAUGUAUAGAUUCAUCACAAGGUAAUAGUAUAUACCAAAUUGAUAUUAUUAAAAAAAUUAAAUCUGUAUAUCCAGAUAUGCCAAUUAUUGCUGGUAAUGUAGUUACAAGUAAUCAAGCUAAAAAUCUAGUAGAUGCAGGAGCAGAUGUAUUAAGAAUUGGUAUGGGAAGUGGUUCUAUUUGUACUACACAAGAUGUAUGUGCUGUUGGUAGAGCACAAGGAACAGCAGUAUAUCAUGUAAGUAAUUAUGCCCACACUAAAGGUAUCAAAACAAUAGCAGAUGGUGGUAUAAAAAAUUCUGGAAAUAUAGUUAAAGCAUUAUCGUUAGGUGCUGAUUUUGUUAUGCUUGGAAAUUUAUUAGCAGCAACAGAAGAAAGUUGUAGCGAGUAUUAUUUUGAAAACAAUGUAAGAUUAAAAAUUUAUAGAGGUAUGGGUAGUAUGGAAGCAAUGUAUAAUAAACAGUUUAAUUCAAAAAGUAGAUAUUUAGUUGAAGAUAAAAUAUUUGGUACUGUUUAUGAUCCUACAAAUGAUAUAAAAAUAUCACAAGGUGUUUCAGCAAGUUUAGUUGAUAAGGGUUCUGUACUUAAUUUGAUUCCACAUCUAGUUAAAGCAGUUAAACAUGGAUUUCAAAGUAUAGGUGCUAAAAGUAUUCCACAAUUACAUUCAAAAUUAUAUUCUGGUGAUUUGAAAUUUGAUAUAAGAUCAAUUAACAGUAUAAAAGAAGGAAAAGUUAGUGAUAAUCUUAUAUUUAACAGCAAAAAAUAG